This is a messenger RNA of Malania oleifera, 930 nucleotides long. Its product is annotated as vegetative cell wall protein gp1-like. The coding region runs from base 1 to 930 and encodes 309 amino acids. The record is from RefSeq and is a predicted model, not a curated record. The transcript has a single exon. NCBI's taxonomy places the organism in Eukaryota, Viridiplantae, Streptophyta, Magnoliopsida, Santalales, Ximeniaceae.
AUGUUAGAGUCCUCCCUCUUUCAGGGAUUCGUAGCCUCAACCACUAAUCCUGGGGUCGUCAGCCUCUCUAGCUCUGCCAUCUCAACUGCCAUUGCUCCGAUGGCUUUUUGGCCACAUAUCCAUCCAUUUCUAGCUCCGCAGUCUUUUACUUGUCCAUCCCUUGUGCCACAAUUUGGCAAUCAAUCUCCUACUCUGAGAACUACCCUGCCGAUGAGCCCAGUGGAAAUGAUUGAGAUUGAGACAUCCAGUGAGAAUAAGCCGGCGAUCCCAAUGGAGGAGACUCCUAUACCAGCAUUUGCUUCUGUGAGUAAGGAAGAGUCCCCUAUAGGCCCACCUAUGCCUAUGGAUGUGCCACCAACUACAAAGCCACCUACAGAACCAGUCGAUACUUUAGAAUCUCCAAUUGCAGCCACAGAGCCUCUAGCGAUCACUCGUGUCCAGCUAGAUCCUUCCAUGACGAUGACCCUUAUUUUUCCUAUAGAUGUCCCAUUGCCUUUAGCACCUUUUCACAUAAUUACCUCUCCUACCCUUAGCCUGCGAUGUGCGGUGGUGCAUCUGUCGAGAUCCAUGGCCGUCAGUAUGGUAGCCACCUCAUUUGGCCCCACCAUGGGUACAUCCUCCACUACCCCAACAUCUCAUGCACCACCUACUACACUUGCUCCACCACCACCUGUUCCGCCGCAUGCACCCACCCCACCACCACCUACUCCCAUGGCUGGCAUGCCAUCGACUGCUCCACCAUCUCCCAAGUCACCAGUUGUGUCUAUCAGCGCCUCUGCGAAUGAUGCAUAUGCUACGCUCGCACCUUCUGAUGCUGAGAGUGGGUCUAAUGCCAAUGACUCUAAUACGCAUACUCCGUCUAAUGAUUCUGGUAAUUUGGGGUGUGGUGACUCUCAUUAUGAUAUAGGUGGUUCUACUGAGGAGGAGUAG